Messenger RNA from Podospora pseudocomata, 1978 nucleotides. RefSeq lists its product as uncharacterized. NCBI's taxonomy places the organism in Eukaryota, Fungi, Ascomycota, Sordariomycetes, Sordariales, Podosporaceae. The record is from RefSeq and is a predicted model, not a curated record. The transcript has 5 exons. Bases 172 to 1836 code for a protein of 554 amino acids.
CUGAUGGAUGAGUUCAUCUCAGAAUAUUGUCUAUAGCUCGCUUCUACCUUGCUGACCAAGCCGAUGGGCAGGUCGAGCCGAGGUGAAAUAUUUGCCCCCGAGUCACGAAGAAGUGAGCCAGAGAGUCAUGCCUUGACAGAUUUGAGCUGCCACUGAGAAGAAACAUGGGCUAUGACUGUGAUGACUGAGCCGUCGCAGAGAAGAGCCUAUAUAAGACAUGAGCCUCAACAGAGGCUUGUGCUGGCUCUAUGUCAGGUACCCAUAUCCGUCUUUGACUCGCUCAGCAACACUUCCAACAUGAGGUGUCACAUCUUCACCUCGAUCCUCUCUUUUCUCUUUUUCUCUUUGUUCCUCUCUUGUGUCCUCGCCCAGGUCCUCCGAGAUGACUCUCCAAUCUGGGUACAGGGAGCGUUCGAAGACGCAACCGUCACCGCCAAUGACACAUCCUACAACGCCGGCGGUACAAUCACCGUCAACGGCUUCGUUUUGAAUAUCCCCAGAAACCUAUUGGUCCAGUUUCCUGCCGCGUGGGUGCCGUGGAGAGACUUUGUUGCGAGCAAGUCAGACUUCAUUGGGUUUGAGACCUUGGUCAUGGGCAACACUAUCGAGGGAGAACCCCGUGUCGGUCAGGUGGUCAUCACCGAGUUCUUCGAGGGCCUCAGCUUCGGCUUCAUCGAGUCGCUCAAUUACACUGAUGGUAGCAUGAAGAUCGAGAACGGACCUACCGUCCGCAUCAGCGAUCCCAACGGUGUCUUCUCUGUUGGGUAUGACGGUGCGCCGUUCAUGACGGCGGAUGAUCAAAGUCCCAGCAUCACUGCGUUUUCAGGAUUUCCUAUGUGUAUCCCCCGCAACGGUUCUGAUCCCUUGUGUCCGUUGAGCAAUCGGCCUACUGGCCGUCCCGGAAUCUUUCGCGCCCCCGACCCAUUGGUCAUGGCCCCCUUCCUCCCGGGCGAUCUCAUCACCUUCAGUGGCUUCCGGCGCGGCGACGAAGUCAUCGCCUUCAGCAUCGUCGCCCAAAACGUUCAGAUCACCACUGGCGAUGACAUUGUCUACAUCCGCAUGGAGCUCGCUCUCCUCGGUAUCUUCAGUCCCAGCCCGGCAGCUGAAAUCGCUGACUCCAGAUUCAUCGGCUUCUCCUCCAACCCCCGCACCUCGGUAACCCUCUACGCACUCGACGUAAACCCCUGCACAGGCGAGACAACAGAACGCAUGAUCGCCGGCGUCGGUCUUCGCGGUGGACGUAACUUCCAGAACAAGUUCGAGUACCGCAAUGAGAUCCUGUUUGGCUACACAAGGGAGUAUCGUGCCGUAGCUGAGAUUGACGGUGUCCCCAUCACCCGGAGAACCAGGAACGGAAUUCUGGCAGGGAGCUACAUCCAACCUGUGAACGUGUGGGUUCAGACCGAGAUGGACAUCCCGGGGUUGUUCGCCAACGGCGUGCCGUUUGAGUUUCGGGAGAUGGAGUUCUUGACCAAGGGUGUUGGGAGGGACGAGAAUGGGAAUAUCUGGGGUCCGUUGGAUCCGUUUCCGCAGUCGUUGGUGCCGAUUUCUGCGCCGAACUGUGGAGGAAUGAACUCGAGGAGGGGAGCCGAAGGCCGUGAACCUGUCAAGGGUCCUGUGAGAUCGCGGAUCCAAAGGCGGAGGACGUUUGGGUCGCGAUUUGGCCGAAUGAAGGCUGAGGCAGUUGCUGGCGCGGACAACAAAGGCACCGAGGAGCCGGAGGUUGUUGUUGCUCCUGCGGAAACCGCAGCUAUUGAGGAGAAGGCGAAGCUUGAUGCUGUGUUGGAGCAAGAUCAGAUUGAAUCUGUGUUUGGUGACGGACCGCAACUACAAUGAUGGCUGGAAUGGGUUCGAUUUCUCAGGUUUGCUAUUGAUAGGAGCCAUUUUGACUCAAGUACCUAAAGUAUCGGGUACCGACCUAUAUAGCUAUAUCACGGUUCAAGAAUACCUACAGAUUCCUUUGCCAACUUAAACUCUU